Molecule: messenger RNA, 2184 nt
Organism: Symbiodinium pilosum
Lineage: Eukaryota; Dinophyceae; Suessiales; Symbiodiniaceae
Source: the annotation of a GenBank genome assembly
AUGCACGAAAGAUACCGCCGAAGAAUAGAUCGCUUCAACAAGAUCGACGCCAAAUCGAAGCCUGUACUGUUCGUGCGGACAAUACCCACGACAGAUGAACUGAAGGCAGUUCCCGAGUGGCAGGCAUACCUGCUCCUAAUCAUCGAUUUUCAGAAGACUGCAGAGGGGGCUGCAGUUGUGGAAGGCAUACCAGCCUUACAGCCAGUGCUGGCUUGCAUGAGCAACAUCAUGGUGCACUACAUGGCUGGCAGCAAGCAUGUAAAUCAGGAGGGCUUGCCGGCUCCACCCUAUGGUGAGGCAGUGCAGCUGGCGCUAGAUUGGAUUGUGGGUCGGCCAGUAUCCGUGAUGCAGUUUGAUGGGUGGGACACCAUCAUCAAGUGCGCUGACCGGACGGAGUGGGGUCUCAAUGGCUUGGGUGGCCUCUAUGCCUUCGAGCAAAGCUUGGAGACACCAGAGGAAGAGCCCUUGGAGCCACUGGCACGAAGGUAUUGGUCUAUGCCGGACCCCUUGCCGCAGCUUCCUGGCAAGUCUUCCUUGGAGCUUGCUGAAAAGUACGCCAUACAGGCACUGGAGGAGAGACAGCUCAACGCGGAGAAUCUGAAGGUGAUAUCUCUUGGCUCAACAGGUCUGGUGAAGGCCUCUUUGCUCGCAAUGCGCCUUGACUCCGGCCCAAUGCCGUUCGAUUGGCUGCAGAUUACCGACGCAGGUGUGCUACAUUUUUUGCGUAAAGGGUGGGAGGCCCCAACUCGUGAGGGCCUGGGGGCCGGUGGUCAGCGACCCUCCGAGAAACAUGGCUUCUUCGACUACGGGACAAGGAGACCUGUGCCCGGCACCUCAUUAAAGAUGUGCCGCUCGCAUGUCCAUUCCUUCUGGCACGAUGACCCUGCAAAUCCGGAGGUUCGCGAAGAGUUCACCUCGCAGUUCAAGCGCUUUGAUGAUCUCGCGGAAGAACGGGGCGAUCUCAAACUUUUCGUGCGGGCUGUGGCGACUUCCAGCGAGCUGGGACGGGCACGAGACCUGAUGCAGGCUGUAACAAAAAAGUUCGGCAAGCAAGCCGCGCUGUUGUUGAUCUGCGAUUUUCAAAGUCAAGUCCAGGGACCGCAUAUGGUCGAUCCUUAUGAGGAUCUGAUGGUCUAUUUCCUUGAGGCAGCAGCCCACAGGGAGCCCAUUCCAUACAAGAAGCCCAUACUUGCGGCUUUGGACUGGAUCGCUGGAAGGGAGCUCCAGAUGGAUGUGGCUCCGGACUUCAAGGCACUGGAAGCCUUGGCGGAACCAACUUCCUGGGGCAUGAGAGGCCUAGGUGGAUUUCAUGCCUUCGAGAUGCUGGCAGCUGCAGCAGACGGCGAUGAAUGGAUACCUGGGCCCGAGGAGCAGUGGCUCGUAGAUGCCAAGUUCGAGGCAGACAAGGAGUCCCUGGCUCUCGUCUCCCUGGGAUACCAUGAGAAGCUUGGCCAGGCGUUGCGCGAGUUCAAUGCCGAAGCCUCACCAUUCAAUGGCUGCUUCGUAAGCGGUGAGGGCAUCCUCCAUUUCUUGCGAUCCGACUUCUGUGACUUCUUAGACAUGCCAAAGGCAGAGAAGGUUCCAGACACACAGUUUUACGUUCGUCGCUCCUGCUAUCACAGCUUCUGGGACCAUGAUGGUGAGUCAGCAAUGCAAGCUGCCAAAGAGGGCUUGAGGUCAUUUCGGGAGCUUCUGCAGACCAGCCGAACGAAGCUCUUUGUUCGGGCAGUUGCAAACAAUGACGAGGUGCUCUUGAUUGGUGACCUUUAUGCAGAGCUGACCAAGCGAUUUGGUCGUGCCUUGCUUCUGAUUCUCCUGGGCGGCCAGGCCGAGAGAAUAACUCUGACUUUGCAAGACAACUACAACAUCCUCUUUCAGCUCUUCGAGGAGGAUGUGGCGCAGACAGGCAACACGAGAUGCUACACAGAAAAUGUGAAGAAGUGCCUGGACUGGGCCGUUGGCAAGCCGAGCAAGGUCGGAGUCGUGCCUGACCUGGUGACGCUGAAGAACUUGCUGGCACCUGGACCAAUCUUGCCGAUAUACGGCCCUGGAGGGGCUCUCCCCAUCUUUGAGGAGUCGCACCUGCCCUCCACCGCGGAUGGAUCCCCAGAAAACUCUGCGUCAACUUCUUCGUCGCCAGCCAAGAUAGCUUCAGCAAACCCAAGCUCGGGCUACAACUCUUGA